AUGCCUCGCUGGAAUGUGGAUAAAUUAAUCACACUGGUCCAGGAGAGGCCAGAGAUAUGGGAUACCCGCAGUAAUCUGUACUUGGAUAGAACUAGAAAGGAUGCUGCAUGGGAACAGGUGGCCCGUAGCCUGCGCAAAAACGAAUGGGCCAAAGUAGAUAGCCGAGGCCGUGCCGAAUUAGUUCCAUUUCACAUUUUGCAGAAAGUUACGUUUGUCUAUGGCUCACCUAAAGUGUACACGAAAUUGGGUGGAGUCCCCCAGAAGGAUAUGCUUCAGCCCUCAAACAGUCAAAUGCAGCUGAACCUGGAUGAUGUGCUAGAAAGUCAAGCAGUCAAUGAUGAUUACAGGAACUCUGGCUACAGUCGUGGUCAUGUGAACCCCAGCGGGCACCACAGCAGUGCGUCCCAGCUCUCCACAUUCACCUACACAAACAUGGCGCCCCAGGACGCAACAUUCAACAGUGGAACCUGGAAUGCCUAUGAAACUUUUCUGCGAGACAAGAUCCUGACAACCUGUCAACAAACCCAUGUCCUCAGUGGAGUCAUCAUCUCUGGAUCCCAUCCUGGGGAGGGCAAGUGGCUACGAAACCGAGUCAAUGUCCCCACCUUCUACUGGAGCGCAUUCUGUUGUGUGAAAUCCGAUGGAACUAGGAGGGCUGAAGGAAGAAUAGGUCGGAAUCAAAGCCCCUAUGACACGGUGACCAAGACAAUCUCCGACCUGGAAGCCAUCCUGAGCAACGAGUAUGGAGGACAGGUGUCACUGUUUGCUGGAGGCUGCCAGUGA
Molecule: messenger RNA, 783 nt
Organism: Bufo gargarizans (Asiatic toad)
Lineage: Eukaryota; Metazoa; Chordata; Amphibia; Anura; Bufonidae
Exons: 3
Coding region: 1-783 (260 amino acids)
Molecular function (GO): metal ion binding; hydrolase activity; nucleic acid binding
Source: RefSeq, a predicted model, not a curated record